Messenger RNA from Syzygium oleosum, 11454 nucleotides. Its product is annotated as E3 ubiquitin-protein ligase UPL2-like. Gene Ontology annotation, molecular function: ubiquitin-protein transferase activity; protein binding. Bases 186 to 11216 code for a protein of 3676 amino acids. Gene Ontology annotation, biological process: proteasome-mediated ubiquitin-dependent protein catabolic process; protein polyubiquitination; positive regulation of protein catabolic process. The record is from RefSeq and is a predicted model, not a curated record. NCBI's taxonomy places the organism in Eukaryota, Viridiplantae, Streptophyta, Magnoliopsida, Myrtales, Myrtaceae. The transcript is spliced from 17 exons.
UCGCCAUCUCUCUCUCUCUCUCUCUCCGCCAUCUCUCUUCUCUCUUCCUCUUCCUCCUCCUCCUGCUGCUGCCGCCGCCGCCGCCGCCGCCGUGUGUGUACAGUCAAAGCUUCGGAUGUGCGCACGCAUCCGCCUUCCCUCUCCUCUCUCAGCUAGCUGCGAGUAGAGAGACUCGUCGAGGCGAGAUGGCCUCCCUGAGAUCGAGCUUGCCCUCGAGGCUCCGGCAGCUCCUGUCCGGCGAGACCGCCAUCGGCCCCUCCGUCAGGACCGAUUCCGACACCCCUCCCAAGGUCAAAUCAUUCAUUGACAAAGUCAUCCAAAGUCCACUUCAAGAUAUAGCAAUUCCCCUUUCUGGUUUUAAUUGGGAGUAUGAUAAGGGAAAUUUCCAUCAUUGGAGGCCGCUGUUUCUCCAUUUUGACACAUAUUUCAAGACUUAUCUGUCAUGUAGGAAUGACCUCCUUUUGUCGGAUAAGAUUGGAGAAGAUGAAAGUCCUUUUCCAAAACUUGCAGUUUUACAGAUUUUGCGAGUGAUGCAAAUAAUACUAGAGAACUGUCACAACAAAAAUUCGUUUGAGGGAUUAGAGCACUUCAAGCUCCUACUCUCAUCAACUGAUCCUGAAAUCCUGAUAGCCACAUUAGAGACUUUAUCUGCACUUGUAAAAAUAAAUCCAUCUAAGCUCCAUGGCAGUGGAAAGUCAGUUGGAUGUGGCUCGGUAAAUGGCUUUCUCCUAUCUCUGGCACAGGGGUGGGGCAGCAAAGAAGAGGGCUUGGGUUUAUAUUCGUGUGUUGUAGCAAAUGAGAGAUUGCAAGAGGAAGGACUCUGUUUAUUUCCAUCAGAAGCGGAUAACGAAUAUGACAAGUCUCAAUAUCGGCUGGGCUCCACCCUCUAUUUUGAGCUAAAUGGUGUCUAUUCCCAAAGUGAGGGAACUAGCAGUCACACACCCGAUUCUAGUUCCAGAGUUGUACAUAUUCCAGAUCUACAUUUGAGAAAGGAGGAUGAUCUUGUCCUUAUGAAACAAUGCCUUCAGCAGUACGAUGUACCUCCCGAUCUCCGAUUUGCAUUGCUUACUAGAAUCAGAUAUGCUCAUGCCUUUCGCUCUGCCAGAACGUGCAGGCUAUAUAGUAGAAUUUGCCUUCUAGCUUUCAUUGUGUUAGUUCAAUCUAAUGAUGCACAUGACGAGCUUGCGUCAUUCUUUGCUAAUGAGCCAGAGUAUACAAACGAGCUUAUUAGGAUUGUGCGUUCUGAAGAAUCUAUUCCUGGAACCAUUAGAACGCUUGCAAUGCUUGCUUUGGGAGCUCAGUUAGCUGCAUACAUAUCAUCUCAUGAACGUGCACGGAUUUUGAGCGGAUCAAGUCUUAGUUUUACAGCAACCCACCGUACAAUUCUCCUUAAUGUGCUCCAGAAGGCUGUCUUAUCUCUAAAUAGCUCCAGUGAUCCAUCAUCUCUUGCCUUUGUUGAAGCACUUCUUCAGUUUUAUAUGCUCAACAUAGUUUCAUCCUCAACUCAAGGUAACAAUAUCAGAGGUUGGGGGAUGCUUCCAACAUUCUUACCACUUUUGGAAGAUUCAUAUCCUAGCCAUAUGCAUCUUGUCUGCUUAGCUGUGAAGACAAUUCAAAAGCUCAUGGACUAUAGUAGUUCAGCGGUAUCUCAUUUCAGGGAACUCGGGGGAGUUGAGCUAUUGGUGCAGAGAUUACAACUGGAAGUUACUAGAGUAAUUGGCUUAACGGGAGGAAAUGAUGAGUCCGCGGUCGUUGGUGAAUGCUCAAGAAACAGCGAUGACCUGUUGAACACACAGAAAAGGCUCAUCAAGGUUUUAUUGAAGGCCCUUGGAUCUGCUACAUACUCACCUACAAACCCCAGUAGAUCCCAGAACACGCAGGACACUUCUCUUGCUGCCACACUUUCGCAUAUAUUCGGAAAGGUAGAAAAGUUUGGUGGUGACAUUUAUCACUCAGCUGUGACGCUAAUGAGUGAGAUUAUCCACAAAGAUCCUACUUGCUUGUCCACUUUAUUUGAGAUGGGUCUUCCGGAUUCAUUUAUAUCUUCAGUUGUUGCUGGAGUUAUACCAUCUGCUAAGGCUCUCACAUGUAUUCCUAAUGGUCUUGGCGCAAUCUGUCUUAAUACCAAAGGUGUUGAUGCAGUGAAAGAAACUUCCGCACUACGGUUCCUGGUUGACAUAUUUACCAGUAAGAAAUAUGUUGUUGCUAUGAAUGAAGCCAUCGUUCCUUUGGCAAAUGCUGUGGAAGAGCUUUUGCGCCAUGUAUCAUCAUUGAGAAGUGAUGGUGUUGACAUAAUCAUUGAAAUUGUUGAUAAAAUUUCCUCUUCGAGGGAGAGCUCUUGCUCAGGACCUUCAGGAAAACUAAGUGGGACUGCUGCAAUGGAUAUGGAUGCUGAGUACAAGGAAAAUGAUGGUGCUUGCUGUCUGGUUGGUUCGGUCGAUUUGGCUGCUGAAGGCAUCAGUGAUGAGCAGUUCAUCCAAUUAUGUGUCUUUCACUUGAUGGUCUUGGUUCAUAGAACAAUGGAAAAUUCUGAAACGUGCCGGUUAUUUGUGGAGAAGUCUGGCAUAGAUGCAUUGUUAAAGCUUUUGUUACAGCCUAGCAUUGCCCAGUCAUCUGAGGGGAUGUCCAUUGCCUUGCAUAGCACCAUGGUUUUCAAGGGUUUUACUCAACAUCAUUCCGCGCCACUUGCUCGAGCCUUCUGUUCUGCUCUGAGGGAACAUCUGAAGAAAGCUUUGGCUGGUUUUUCAGCCGUUUCUGGAUCAUUUUUGCUUGAUCCCAGGAUGAGCCUAGAUGAGGGUGUAUUUUCAUCGCUUUCCCUUGUUGAGUUCCUUUUAUUUCUUGCUGCCUCUAAAGACAACCGCUGGGUUACUGCAUUGCUGACAGAAUUUGCCAACGGUAGCAAAGAUGUUCUGGAAGACAUUGGACGUGUACACCGUGAAGUUAUGUGGCAGAUUUCUCUGCUUGAAGAUGCCAAACUGGAAAUGGAGGAAACUGCGGGAACUUCCACUGAGUUGCAUCAAUCAGAAAUCAAUUCAAAUGAAACUGAAGAGCAGCGGUUUAAUUCCUUUAGGCAGUUCCUUGAUCCGUUGUUCAGGCGGAGGUCUUCAGGAUGGAGCAUGGAAUCUCAGUUUUUUGACCUCAUAAACUUGUAUCGUGAUCUCGGUCGUGCUACUAGCUUUCAUCAAAGAAUCAGCACUGAUGGACCUACAAGCCUCCGUACUGGAUCUACCAAUCAGACACAUCAUUCUGAUUCUUUAGAUUCUGCCGGUAAAAAGGAGCUUGACAAACAAAGGUCCUACUAUGCUUCUUGCUGUGACAUGGUGAGGUCACUCUCCUUUCACAUAACUCAUCUGUUUCAAGAGUUGGGGAAAGUGAUGUUACUUCCUUCUCGGCGACGGGAGGAUACGGUGAAUGUAACCCCAUCUUCGAAGGUAGUGGCAUCAACCUUUGCGUCAAUUUCAUUGGAUCAUAUAAACUUUGGGAGUCGUGUAAAUCCCUCUGGAUCAGAGUCUUCUGUAUCAAGUGUAUCGACCAAAUGCCGCUACUUUGGUAAGGUCAUUGAUUUCAUCGAUGGGAUUCUGAUGGACAGGCAAGACUCUUGUAAUCCAGUCCUACUAAACUGCUUGUAUGGACAUGGGGUGAUUCAAUCGGUCUUGACCACAUUUGAGGCUACCAGCCAAUUGCUCUUUGCUGUUAAUAAGGCUCCUGCUUCUCCCAUGGAGACUGAUGAUGGAAAUGUGAAACAGGAAAAGGAAGAUACAGAGAACUUAUGGAUCUAUGGUCCUCUAGCUAGCAAUGGUAAACUUAUGGACCACCUGGUGACCUCAUCGUCUAUAUUGUCUCCUUUUACCAAGCACUUGCUCACUCAACCUUUGGCAAGUGGCGAUGUUCCUUUUCCACGGGACGCUGAGACUUUUGUAAAGGUGCUUCAUUCUAUGGUUCUGAAGGCUGUUCUUCCUGUAUGGACUCACCCUCAGUUUACUGAUUGCAGUAAUGAUUUUUUGGCAACUGUCAUUUCUAUCAUUAGACACAUUUUUUCGGGAGUUGAAGUGAAAAAUGUAAAUAGCAGUGCCAAUUCUCGUAUUAGUGGUCCACCACCUAGUGAAAGCACUAUCACAACCAUUGUGGAGAUGGGAUUUUCUCGGUCAAGGGCGGAAGAAGCUUUAAGGCAAGUGGGAUCAAAUAGUGUGGAGCUGGCAAUGGAGUGGUUAUUUUCUCAUCCAGAGGAAGCACAGGAAGAUGAUGAACUUGCUCGCGCACUUGCCAUGUCCCUGGGAAACUCUGAAUCAGACACAAAGGAAGAUGCAUCGAGCGAUAGUGCGCGGCAGCUUGAAGCAGAGACGGUUCAUCUUCCUGCUGUGGAGGAGUUGCUAUCAACUUGUGUGAAGCUUCUUCAGAUGAAAGAAUCACUUGCUUUUCCAGUUCAUGACUUGCUUAUGACGAUUUCUUCCCAGAAUGAGGGGCAAUACAGGUCCAGCAUCGUCUCUUUUGUCAUUGACCAGCUGAAGAAUUGUGGUUCAGUCUCUGACAGCGGACAUAAUACCCUCCUUUCCUCACUUUUCCAUGUUCUUGCUUUAAUUCUUCAUGAGGAUGUUGCAGCCCGGGAAAUUGCUUUAACAAAUGGGUUGGUAGAGCUUGCAUCAAAUCUACUUGACACCUGGUGUUCUGUUCCAGAAGACAAGGAGAAACGUCAGGUUCCUAAGUGGGUAACAGCAGCUUUUCUCGCUGUUGAUAGGCUGUUGCAGGUGGAUAAUAAGUUAAGUACGGAAAUUUUGGAUCAGUUAAAGAAGGAUGAUGUGAGCUUCCAGCAGGCUUCUAUCUCUAUCGAUGAGGAUAAGAAAAGCAAAUUGUCGCCUGCACUGGGAUUAGCAGCUAAGCAUGUAGAUAUCCAUGACCAGAAGAGACUGAUUGAAAUUGCUUGCAGUUACAUUAGAAAUCAGCUACCAUCUGAGACUACGCACGCUGUUCUGCAGCUAUGUGCUACUCUUACCAGAACCCAUUCAGUUGCAGUGAGCUUUAUGGAUGCUGGGGGUUUGAAUUUGCUCUUUUCUUUGCCUACACAUAGCCUCUUCCCGGGCUUUGACAAUGUUGCUGCCACAAUCAUCUGUCAUGUGCUCGAAGAUCCUCAAACGCUGCAGCAAGCAAUGGAAUCUGAGAUAAGACACAGCCUAAUGGCCGCUGCUAAUAGGCAUUCCAAUGGAAGGGUCACUGCCCGCAACUUCCUGCUAAAUUUGACUUCUGUCAUUUCACGGGAUCCAGUUGUUUUCAUGCAGGCAGUUCAAGCUGUGUGCCAAGUUGAGAUGGUAGGUGAAAGGCCAUACGUUGUCUUGCUGAAGGAUCGUGACAAAGACAAGAGCAAAGAAAAAGAAAGGGAGAAGGAGAAAGAGAAGCCACAUGCUAAUGAUGGGAAGCUAUCCUUGGGUAAUGUGAGUUCAGUGACUCAGGGUAAUGGAGCGGGCAAACUUCCUGAUUCAAACUCUAAGAGUGCAAAGGCUCAUCGCAGAUAUCCUCAGAGCUUCGUAAGCGUGAUUGAACUUCUAUUGAAGUUGAUUUGUACUUUUGAACCUCCCUUGCAAGAUGAAGGGACCCAGAGUGCCCCAUCAUCAAGUGACAUGAAUAUUGACGUUGCGGCUGUCAAGGGUAAAGGAAAAGCCGUCGUCAAUGCAGUGGACGAGUCUGAAGGUUCUAAUGUCGAAGCAUCAGUGUCAAUUGCUAAAGUUGUAUUCGUUUUGAAGCUUAUGACUGAGAUUCUUUUGAUGUAUCCUACUUCUGUUCAAGUUCUGCUUCGAAAAGAUGCUGAUCUAAGCAGCUGCGGGGGUCCUCAUCAGAAAGUUUGUGGUGGAGGAAUAUAUAAUCACGUUCUCCGCAAGUUUCUUCCAUGUGCUAAAACCUCCAAGAAAGAUAAGAAGAUUGAUGGAGAUUGGAGGCAUAAACUGUCAUCCAGGGCCAACCAGUUUUUGGUGGCGUCUUGUGUUCGCUCUGCGGAGGCAAGAAGGAGGGUCUUUACAGAGAUCACCUAUAUUUUCAAUGAUUUUGUCGAUACAUCUAAAGAUUGUAGAUCAACAGGCAGUGAGAUGCAGGUUUUUGUCGAUCUUCUUAAUGAUGUCCUGGCUGCGCGUUCACCUACUGGCUCUUAUAUUUCAGCGGAAGCCUCUGUUACUUUUGUUGAUGUUGGUCUUGUCAAAUCACUGACACGAUUUCUCAAGGUUUUGGACCUAGAUCACACUGACUCCCCUAAAGUUGUCACGGGGCUUGUAAAAGCUCUUGAGCUUGUAAGCAAGGAGCAUGUUCAUUCUGUUGAUCCUACCACAGGGAAGGAUGAAAGUUCACCCAAAGCUUCUGAUGCCAAUCAGUCUGGUCAAGCAGAUAACAAUGGUGUGGCAUCCGAGUCCAUGGAAGCAGCAUUUCAAUCAAAUCACGAGUCUCUGGCUGCGGAGAAUGCUGAUCAUAGCAAUACUCUCCAGACUUUUGGGGGUUCUGAGGCUGUGACAGAUGAUAUGGAGCAUGAUCAGGAUCUUGAUGAAGGUUCUGCUCCCGGUAGUGAGGAUGACUACAUGCAUGAAUCUUCUGAAGAAGCUAGGGGUCUUGAAAAUGGCAUCGAUACCGUUGGCAUAAGAUUUGAAAUCCAGCCUCAUGUGCAAGAAAAUAUUGACGAAGAUGAUGACGACGAUGACGAUGAGGAGAUGUCGGGUGAUGAUGGGGAUGAAGUUGAUGAAGAUGAUGAUGAGGAUGACGAGGAUCAUAAUGAUCUGGAGGAAGAUGAAGUGCAUCAUCUUCCACAUCCUGAUACAGAUCAAGAUGAACAUGAUAUGGAUGAUGAUGAUGAUUUUGAUGAGGAGGUCCCGGAGGAAGAUGAUGAAGAUGACGAGGAUGAUGAAGACGGUGUUAUACUUAGGCUUGAAGAAGGGAUUAAUGGAAUUAACGUAUUUGAUCAUAUUGAGGUUCUUGGAAGAAAUCAUACUUUUCCCAAUGAAACUCUGCACUUGAUGCCAGUGGAAGUUUUUGGUUCGAGACGUCAUGGGCGUACCACAUCUAUUUAUAAUCUUUUGGGUAGGAGUGGUAGCACUGCAGCUCCCUCCAGGCAUCCUCUUUUAACUAGACCAACCUCCUCAGUUCACUUAUCAUCUCAGAGACAUUCAGAAAGUGUGGCCGAUAUAGUUUUCUCUGAUAGGAACAUUGAGGGUGCCUCGACGCGGCUGGAUUCUGUUUUCCGGUCACUGAGAAGUGGACGUCAUGGACACCGUUUGAACCUCUGGGUAGAUGAGAACCAGCAAACAAGUGGGUCAGGUGCAGCUAUGAUUCCACAAGGUCUAGAAGAGUUGCUUGUUUCCCAGUUGAGAAGGCCAACGGCUGAAAAUCCCUCUGAACAGAACACGGCUGCGGAGCUUCAACAUGGAGGUGAAGUUACUCGGCAGCAGGAAUCUGAAGGUGUCAGGCCAGAGGUUGCUGUCGAAGGCAAUGCUAAUGAUGAACAUGGGGAUGUACCCCCAACCGAAAUGACUGAAGGCUCUGAAAAUGCUGAUAUGGGAAAUGCGCGUGGUGAAUCGAUGCAAGAACCUGAUGCUUCUGCUACUCGGGCUCAGCCUGUUGAGAUGCAGUUUGAACACAGUGAUGCCAUUGUUCGGGAUGUUGAAGCAGUAAGCCAGGAAAGUGGUGGAAGUGGUGCAACUCUUGGGGAAAGUCUGCGAAGCUUGGAUGUUGAAAUUGGAAGUGCAGAUGGCCAGGACGAUGGUGGUGAGAGGCAAGGUGGUGCUGAUAGGAUUGCUUUGGGUGAUCCACAGACUGCUCGCUCUAGAAGAACCAAUGUGUCUAUUGGAAAUUCUGCAACUGCAUCAACUAGAGAGACAUCACUUGAUCGUGUGACAGAAGUUCCAGAAAAUAGCCAAGAGGCAGAGCAUGAUGGUCCAUCGACAGAGCAACAAAUUAACAGUGAUGCUGUUUCUGGUUCUAUAGAUCCUGCAUUUUUGGAUGCUCUUCCUGAGGAGUUGCGGGCUGAAGUUCUUUCAGCUCAGCAAGGCCAAGUUGCUCAACCUGCAAGUGCUGAACCACAGAAUACAGGAGAUAUUGACCCAGAGUUUCUGGCAGCCCUUCCCCCAGACAUUAGAGCAGAAGUUUUAGCACAACAGCAAGCGCAAAGGCUUCAUCAAUCUCAAGAACUGGAAGGUCAACCGGUUGAAAUGGACACAGUAUCAAUCAUUGCAACAUUUCCAUCAGAUUUGCGGGAAGAGGUACUUCUCACGUCAUCUGAUGCUAUUCUUGCCAACCUCACUCCUGCGCUAGUUGCUGAGGCAAACAUGUUGCGUGAGAGAUUUGCCAAUCGAUACCAUAAUCGUACUCUCUUUGGUAUGUAUCCUAGAAGCCGUAGAGGUGAGUCAUCUAGACGAACUGAAGGUUCGGGAUCCAGCAUUGAGAGAAUUGGUGGAGUUAUUGGUUCCCGUAGGUCUUUGGGAGCGAAGCUCGUUGAAGCAGAUGGAGCUCCUUUGGUUGAUACAGAAGCUCUACAAUCAAUGAUUCGCUUGCUUCGUGUUGUUCAGCCUCUCUAUAAGGGACAGCUCCAACGGCUUCUCUUAAAUCUAUGUGCUCAUAGUGAUACCAGAACUGCGCUGGUGAAUAUUCUCAUGGGCAUGCUGAUGCUUGAUACCAGGAAGCCCAUCGAUGGUCUGAAUGCUGCUGAGCCAUCAUUCCGUCUCUAUGCUUGUCAAAAUAACGUGAUGUAUUCUCGUCCCCAGUCUUUGGACGGAGUCCCUCCUUUGGUGUCCCGGAGAGUUCUUGAAACCAUGACUUACCUGGCUCGCAAUCAUCCCUUCGUAGCAAAGAUUUUACUUCAGCUUAAAUUGUCUCACCAAGUCCAGCCUGAAUGUUCUGAUCAGUCACGUGGGAAAGCUGUAAUGGUUAUGGAAGAGGAGAGCCAGAAUCAGGAUGAGUGUUUGCCAAUUGAGUUGCUAUUGAGGCUUUUGAAUCAACCUCUGUAUCUGAGGAGCAUAGCACAUCUUGAACAGCUGUUAAGUUUAUUGGAGGUCAUCGUUGAUAAUGCCGAGAGAAAACAAAGUUCACCUGAGAAGUCUGCGGUAUCUGGCACAGUUCCAUCCGUGCCUGAGGUUCCUACUUUGGAUACCACACACACUGAAUCUGUUGCCAUGUCACCUGGAGUUGGUGUCGCAUCUGUUAAAAUCGACAGUGAGAAGCCUUCGACUUCUGCUGAAAAAGAUGAAAACGAUGCUCACUCAGUACUUGCUAAUUUGCCACAAGCAGAACUUCGUCUUCUGUGCUCAUUGCUCGCAAAAGAAGGGUUGUCAGAUAAUGCUUACGGUCUUGUAGCAGAGGUUGUGAAGAAGUUAGUUGUUGCUGCUCCAACUCAUUGUCAUCUGUUUAUAACUGAGUUGGCUAAUGCUGUUCAAAGUUUGACCAAAUCGGCAAUGAAUGAGCUACAUGUGUUUGGUGAAGCAAUAAAAUCACUCCUCAGCUUAACUUCUUCUGAAGGAGCUGCAAUCUUAAGGGUUCUGCAGGCGUUAAGCUCCCUUGUGGCCACACUGAGAGACAAAGAGAAGGAUCAACAGAUUCAGACUCUUCCCGAGGAGUAUGCCACUGCUCUUUCUCAAGUCUCAGAUAUUAAUUCUGCUUUAGAGCCUUUGUGGCUAGAGUUAAGUGCUUGUAUAAGCAAGAUCGAGACUUAUUCAGAAUCUUCACUGGAUUUGCAUGCUCCUGGAAAAAUUUCGAAAUCUGUGCAGUCAGGCAUGAUGACUCCUCUUCCUGCUGGGACUCAAAAUAUCUUGCCGUACAUAGAAUCUUUUUUCGUGGUGGCUGAAAAGCUGCAUCCUGGGCAGACAGGUUCUGGUCAUGACUUGGGGAUCGCUGCAGUUUCUGAGGUUGAUGAUGUUGGCACAAGUACUGGUCAGCAGAAAGCCCUGUGUACUUCUGGCAGAGCUGAAGAAAAGCAUGUUGCUUUUGUUAAGUUCUCAGAGAGGCAUAGGAAGCUGUUGAAUGCUUUCAUUCGACAAAACCCUGGGUUGCUUGAGAAGUCCUUUUCUCUCUUGUUGAAAGUUCCGCGCUUCAUUGAUUUUGACAACAAACGCGCUCAUUUCAGAUCAAAGAUAAAGCAUCAGCACGACCAUCAUCAUAGUCCUCUAAGAAUUUCAGUUAGAAGAGCUUACAUUCUUGAGGAUUCAUAUAAUCAAUUGCGCUUGAGAUCAACUCAGGAUUUGAAGGGGAGAUUGACUGUUCACUUCCAAGGAGAGGAAGGUAUUGAUGCAGGUGGACUUACGAGAGAGUGGUAUCAGUUGCUGUCCAGGGUCAUUUUUGACAAGGGGGCACUGCUGUUUACAACAGUUGGAAAUGAAUCGACGUUUCAGCCAAAUCCUAAUUCUGUUUACCAAACUGAGCAUCUCUCAUACUUCAAAUUUGUUGGCCGUGUUGUUGGCAAAGCUCUCUUUGAUGGGCAGCUCUUGGAUGUCCAUUUCACUCGAUCUUUCUAUAAGCACAUCUUGGGGGCUAAGGUUACCUAUCAUGACAUUGAGGCAAUUGAUCCUGACUACUUUAAAAACCUGAAGUGGAUGCUCGAGAAUGACAUAACUGAUGUACUGGACCUUACAUUUAGCAUUGAUGCUGACGAGGAGAAGUUGAUAUUAUAUGAGAGAACAGAAGUGACUGAUCAUGAAUUGAUUCCAAAUGGACGGAAUGUUAAAGUCACGGAGGAGAACAAGCACCAAUAUGUUGAUUUGGUUGCUGAGCAUCGGUUAACGACUGCUAUUCGUCCUCAGAUUAAUGCUUUUAUGGAAGGCUUCAAUGAACUGAUUCCUAAGGAUCUAAUCUCUAUAUUUAACGACAAGGAAUUGGAGUUACUAAUAAGUGGGCUCCCCGAUAUUGACUUGGACGACUUGAGGGCAAAUACUGAGUACUCGGGUUAUAGUGCUGCAUCUCCUGUGAUUCAGUGGUUCUGGGAGGUUGUGCAAGGUUUUAGCAAGGAAGAUAAGGCUCGACUCUUGCAAUUUGUUACUGGCACUUCAAAGGUGCCGUUGGAGGGCUUUAGCGCUCUUCAAGGAAUUUCUGGCUCUCAAAAGUUUCAGAUCCACAAGGCUUAUGGAAGCCCUGAUCACUUGCCUUCAGCUCAUACUUGCUUCAAUCAGUUGGAUUUACCCGAAUAUCCAUCCAAAGAGCACCUGGAGGAGAGGCUGCUGCUCGCAAUUCACGAAGCAAAUGAAGGAUUCGGGUUCGGUUAAAGACCUGGUCGGGGGUUCGAUUAGUCGUGUAGAUAAAUGCCGCAGACCGUAAAACGAUUGAAGGGAGAGAAUUGAGCGGGUUGGAAUUUGAGAUGUUUGGUCAUACAUGUUUAUAUCACUGUACAGUUGUAUAAUUGCUGCUCAAAAGCAUAUGGCAAUUUUUUUUCGCUUUGCCAUCUCUUUCCUUGACAUUUGCACUCCACAAUUUGAUUAUAUUUUAAUUCUCAAUUUCCUUUUC